AUGUCGAAGAAUUAUCCCACGUUGAUCAAGCCGCCUCCCCCUUCCGAUAGCAAGUCGCCCAUUGAAGAUGUGCUAGAACUGAAUCACCUUGCCGACAUCGAUCCUAAUCUCUUUACCAAUACUCGUCCGCUAUGGCACCCACCAGGCGCACGCGGUAUCUAUGGCGGCGCGGUCAUUGCGCAAUGUCUCGCGGCCGCUCAACGCACGGUACCAGCCAACUUCGUCGUUCACAGCAUGCACUGCUACUUCGUCCUUAACGGCAAUGCUGAGAUUCCGAUCAUCUACCAUGUUGAGCAUGUGCGGGAAGGUCGCAGCUUCGCCACGAGAACGGUACAAGCACGUCAGCGAGGCCAGCCUAUCUUCACCACGACCCUCAGCUUCGUGCGCGAGGGAAGCGGAGGCAAGAAGCUAGUGCAGCAUGCAGCACAUAUGCCUGUCGUACCUGCGCCGAGUGAGACGCAGACGCAGGAGGAUAUCUUGAGGGGCAGUAGUAGUCCGUUCCAGAGUCAGAGGAUUGACAUACUGAACGACGAUUCUCCACGCCCGCAUGAGAAACGGACGAGGCAGUGGAUCAAGGCUCGAGGCCGGAUUAGUGCGGAAGGAGGCUAUCAGGCGCACCUGAGCGCAUUGGCUUAUAUGAGCGACUCGUACUUCAUCGGCACCGUGUCGCGAGUGCAUAAGCUUUGGAGGUAUUCGACGAGUCCUAAAAGUAACAAGGAGUCCGGUGGCGGCAAGCUGGGUAUCACAGCCUCAACGGUCGAGCGGCUGAAGAAGAUGUCGCCGCAGGAGUUGCGUAGGAUGGAGGGAAUGGACGAAGAUGUCAUUGCCGCGCUGAAUAAUGUUGAGGUUGACAGCCAGGGCAAUGUAAAGUGGAGGUCGAAGGAGCAGAGUCCGGCGGAGGUGGGCAUGAUGGUGAGUUUGGAUCAUACCAUUUAUUUCCAUGCGCCCAAGGAGUUCCGUGCCGACGAGUGGAUGUUCACCGAAUGCGAAAGUCCGUGGAGUGGGGAUGGGAGGGGACUGGUGCAUCAGAGGAUGUAUACGAAGGAGGGCAAACUUAUCGCGACUUGUGUGCAGGAGGGCGUGGUCCGGUUGAAGCAGGAUUCGACACCGAAGCUAUAG
Baudoinia panamericana UAMH 10762 is the source of this 1119-nucleotide messenger RNA. RefSeq lists its product as uncharacterized. NCBI's taxonomy places the organism in Eukaryota, Fungi, Ascomycota, Dothideomycetes, Mycosphaerellales, Teratosphaeriaceae. The coding region runs from base 1 to 1119 and encodes 372 amino acids. Gene Ontology annotation, biological process: acyl-CoA metabolic process; fatty acid catabolic process. The transcript is spliced from 2 exons. Gene Ontology annotation, molecular function: fatty acyl-CoA hydrolase activity. The record is from RefSeq and is a predicted model, not a curated record. Gene Ontology annotation, cellular component: peroxisomal matrix.